This is a messenger RNA of Manduca sexta (tobacco hornworm), 2182 nucleotides long. RefSeq names its product HMG box-containing protein 4. Lineage: Eukaryota; Metazoa; Arthropoda; Insecta; Lepidoptera; Sphingidae. The transcript is spliced from 8 exons. The record is from RefSeq and is a predicted model, not a curated record. Bases 395 to 1366 code for a protein of 323 amino acids.
GUACGCGGCUUUACCCGUUUGAAUCAUACGCUAAACGAGAUCCACAGUGACAGAUCGCGGAAAUAUCCUUUCUGAACAUUUGCAGGCCAAAUAAAAAAUUAACUUAGUAAAUUCCCUGACAAUCCAGCUCAAAUAUUUGCGUGCUUCGGAGUGUAGUAAUUGCCAAAAGACCAGUUUUAUUAAAAAGUCAACGUAACCUUCUAAAAAAGCAGCUUCUUAUAUGUAAAUCCAUUCUUAAUGGUUUUUAGACGUUUGUGCAGAGAUCGAUAUAUUUUAUACGUAUUUUAGCGUGCAAGUCCUAUUUUAUCCGCUGAAAUGUCAAUAUUGUAGUAAAGAUCUCGAAGUUACUGGCGUAUCGCGCAGCGGUCGCGUCCGUAAAAAGAGCUCAAAGCUGAUGGAUUUCGAGUCUCCGGACGACAUAGAGACGCGGUUCCGUCGCCAGACACCUGUGAAGACUUACAGCUCGUUCCGCCAUGAGGAACCGUAUCAGGAACCGCCUCCGCAGCGGAUGGAGGAGGCUGGCACGGCAUCAGGGAGCGAAUCAGACUAUUAUGAGAAUACAGCCGAUAAUGCAGACAGCAUGGAAUCAGACAGUUCAGCCUCGGACGAAGGCACGACGCGCACUCCCGCCAAUUCCUUGUAUAUGAUGGAGAAAAGCACUAAGAAGAAACUGAUAGUGAAAGAUGGACGAGUGGUGGGCAGGGCUAAGGCUCAGAGGAAGGACAAGGGUAAAACCCGCAUUACAGCGUACAUGAUGUGGGCUAAAGAAGCGCGCAACGAACUGCUCAGGAAACACCCUGACAUGGACUUUUCUGCCAUCUCCAAACGCCUCGGAGAGAUGUGGUCCAAUGUAAAUUACAAUGAACGUUACUUGUGGAAGCGUAAAGCCAAGAGGUUCGCCAUGCAGAAGGAACAGAGCAACCAAGUCACCAGCAAGAUUAUAUCCAACCCGAUUGUCCGGCCCACGCACCCGGGCCCGGGCCGGCCGCCUGCCCGCGCGCCGCCCAAGCAACAGGCCGCGCCGCCCACGCCGCCCACACCGCCACAACACUCGCAGGCACUCGUCCCGGCAUCAAGUAGCUCAUCGACUCAGGCGGGCGUGUACCGCGUGACAGGGUGUGGAGCGGCUGACGUGGCGGCCCACCUGCGCCUGCUGGGAGAGAGCCUCGCCAUCAUCGGCGCCAGGCUUAAGGAGCAUGAGGGUCAGAUCGCGGUGUCUGGUUCAGUGUCGGUACUGCUGGACACACUGCUGUGCUCGCUGGCGCCGCUGCUGAGCGUGUGCCGCGCCGUGCCCGCCAUCGCACCGCCGGCGCGCCUGCUGCAGGACACGCUGCACAAUAUCGCGUACAUCAUGCCCGGACUGUAGGCGUGUCGCUCGGGAAAAAUGACCAUGGCAUCAGCAUUAUAUCAACACGGACAAAAUGUCCACGCGGACAUAUCAGUACGGACAACAUGUCCAUACGUCAGUCUUGGUUCUAAAAUAAACUAAAAAUAAAGAGUUGUUAGAUCUCGGUAAUGUGUAGACUCUUCGUAAGUCUAUUCAUAUAUGAAGUUAGAUUUUUAGGUAUUUUUCGAAUUGUCUAUUACUAUGAUGUGACUAAAAUAUAUACAAUGACCUUUCUUCUCUUUCUCUUGUAUGUUUAACAUAAGAUACAUAUUAAAUAAAAAAAUAUAGUAUUCUUUAUUUAUGUAUAAGGGACAUUUUAGAGGUGUGUUAGUAUUAGGCUCUGAUUUUAAGUAAUUGAUUUCUAGAGGGAUAUUUGCCCUGGCCAAAGCUCACAGUGCAGUAUAAAGGCUAAAAGAGGCCGCGAAUAUUUCUCGUUCUCUUCCCCUUCUGUCAUCUUAAAAAGUUUCCACCCACCAUCUCCUUACUCACUCUCCAUCGAAUUGCUGCGGUUGCCAAGUCGUCAAAUCACUGGUAUCUCAAUAGCAAGCAACUUUAUAAUCGCAUUAGUUGUCCCAUAAAUAAAAAAAAUAUAUAAGUGCGUAUAAACUUUUUUCAUUUGAUCUGAGGUAUGGCAUAAUUAUACUUUGGAUUAAUGAUUGGUUCGGUUGAACUAAUUUAAUAUAUUGAAGAUUGAAGUAGUACUAUGUUUAAGGCCUUUCUAUCCAUACUGUCUAAGACAAUGUCUUGUUUGUAAUUAAACUAAGAAUUUGUGUAAUAAAGGGCAUUAAAAUAUUA